Hemibagrus wyckioides is the source of this 5280-nucleotide messenger RNA. Its product is annotated as B-cell receptor CD22-like. Gene Ontology annotation, molecular function: cell adhesion molecule binding. The transcript is spliced from 16 exons. Bases 67 to 3852 code for a protein of 1261 amino acids. Gene Ontology annotation, cellular component: cell-cell junction. Lineage: Eukaryota; Metazoa; Chordata; Actinopteri; Siluriformes; Bagridae. The record is from RefSeq and is a predicted model, not a curated record. Gene Ontology annotation, biological process: cell-cell adhesion.
UGUGUGUGUGUGUGUGUGUGUGUGUGUGUUAGUCUCUUCUCCAGGUGAUCUUUCCUGAACACAGAGAUGAAACUCAUGGUUGUUUGUUUUCUGUUUCAAGCUGUGUUGUGUAGAGAAUUCUCCAUCACUCUACCAGAGAGUGUAGAAGCUCUGAGAGGACUCUGUGUUCUCAUACCCUGCAGAUUUCAGAUUGAAGAACAAUACGAUAAAGACCUCCAGAGAGAUUCUACAGGAAUCUGGUUAUUAAACGGCACUGAUGGUAACAGUAAUAAAGUCUUUAACUCUAAAGUAACUACAGAGAACAAGAUUGAAGGUGAAAUUAUAGGAGAUCUCCUCAUGAAGAACUGCACCACCAUCUUCUACAACAUCAGUGAGAGAGACAGAGGAAAAUAUUACUUUAGAUUAGAGGCUACUGGAUCUCUAAAAUACACUUAUAGAUCACCAGUAUCUCUAAGAGUGCGAGACUCUCCAAUCAGACCCUCAAUAACACUGUAUAAGGAGGAUCAGGGGGAGGUGGAGGACCAGAAUGAGGUGGUGGAGGGAACUUCAGUGAGACUCAUUUGCUCUGCUCCAUCUGCUCCAUGUCUCUUAAAUCCUCCCACUUUUACAUGGAACUUCCUGCCUGAGGAGAGAAGACAGGAGCAGAACCACAACACCAGCUUCAGCUCCUCUCAGCUGAACUUCAACGCUACUCACCUGCAUCAUGGACUCACUUUCACCUGCACCACCACCUACCAGCUCCAGAACCAGAACAAAUCAGCACAGAGCUCUCGUACUCUACAUGUUCUGUAUGGUCCUAGAAACACAUCAGUAUCAGUGUCUCCAUCUGCUUCAGUGCUUUUGGGCAGUUCAGUGUCUCUGAGUUGCAGCAGUGAUGCAAACCCAGCAGUGCUGAACUACAUCUGGUACAGAGAGAACGGAGAGCAGAUAGGAACCGGAAACCAUCUCACCAUCAACACCACUGAUUCUACACACAGAGGUUUAUACUACUGUAGAGCUCAAAACCAGCACGGAGAUCACAACUCAUCUGUGGUCCUGGAUCUUCAGUAUGGUCCUAGAAACACAUCAGUAUCAGUGUCUCCAUCUGCUUCAGUGCUUUUGGGCAGUUCAGUGUCUCUGAGUUGCAGCAGUGAUGCAAACCCAGCAGUGCUGAACUACACCUGGUACAGAGAGAACGGAGAGCAGAUAGGAACCGGAAACCAUCUCACCAUCAACACCACUGAUUCUACACACAGAGGUUUAUACUACUGUAGAGCUCAAAACCAGCACGGAGAUCACAACUCAUCUGUGGUCCUGGAUCUUCAGUAUGGUCCUAGAAACACAUCAGUAUCAGUGUCUCCAUCUGCUUCAGUGCUUUUGGGCAGUUCAGUGUCUCUGAGUUGCAGCAGUGAUGCAAACCCAGCAGUGCUGAACUACACCUGGUACAGAGAGAACGGAGAGCAGAUAGGAACCGGAAACCAUCUCACCAUCAACACCACUGAUUCUACACACAGAGGUUUAUACUACUGUAGAGCUCAAAACCAGCACGGAGAUCACAACUCAUCUGUGGUCCUGGAUCUUCAGUAUGGUCCUAGAAACACAUCAGUAUCAGUGUCUCCAUCUGCUUCAGUGCUUUUGGGCAGUUCAGUGUCUCUGAGUUGCAGCAGUGAUGCAAACCCAGCAGUGCUGAACUACACCUGGUACAGAGAGAACGGAGAGCAGAUAGGAACCGGAAACCAUCUCACCAUCAACACCACUGAUUCUACACACAGAGGUUUAUACUACUGUAGAGCUCAAAACCAGCACGGAGAUCACAACUCAUCUGUGGUCCUGGAUCUUCAGUAUGGUCCUAGAAACACAUCAGUAUCAGUGUCUCCAUCUGCUUCAGUGCUUUUGGGCAGUUCAGUGUCUCUGAGUUGCAGCAGUGAUGCAAACCCAGCAGUGCUGAACUACACCUGGUACAGAGAGAACGGAGAGCAGAUAGGAACCGGAAACCAUCUCACCAUCAACACCACUGAUUCUACACACAGAGGUUUAUACUACUGUAGAGCUCAAAACCAGCACGGAGAUCACAACUCAUCUGUGGUCCUGGAUCUUCAGUAUGGUCCUAGAAACACAUCAGUAUCAGUGUCUCCAUCUGCUUCAGUGCUUUUGGGCAGUUCAGUGUCUCUGAGUUGCAGCAGUGAUGCAAACCCAGCAGUGCUGAACUACACCUGGUACAGAGAGAACGGAGAGCAGAUAGGAACCGGAAACCAUCUCACCAUCAACACCACUGAUUCUACACACAGAGGUUUAUACUACUGUAGAGCUCAAAACCAGCACGGAGAUCACAACUCAUCUGUGGUCCUGGAUCUUCAGUAUGGUCCUAGAAACACAUCAGUAUCAGUGUCUCCAUCUGCUUCAGUGCUUUUGGGCAGUUCAGUGUCUCUGAGUUGCAGCAGUGAUGCAAACCCAGCAGUGCUGAACUACACCUGGUACAGAGAGAACGGAGAGCAGAUAGGAACCGGAAACCAUCUCACCAUCAACACCACUGAUUCUACACACAGAGGUUUAUACUACUGUAGAGCUCAAAACCAGCACGGAGAUCACAACUCAUCUGUGGUCCUGGAUCUUCAGUAUGGUCCUAGAAACACAUCAGUAUCAGUGUCUCCAUCUGCUUCAGUGCUUUUGGGCAGUUCAGUGUCUCUGAGUUGCAGCAGUGAUGCAAACCCAGCAGUGCUGAACUACACCUGGUACAGAGAGAACGGAGAGCAGAUAGGAACCGGAAACCAUCUCACCAUCAACACCACUGAUUCUACACACAGAGGUUUAUACUACUGUAGAGCUCAAAACCAGCACGGAGAUCACAACUCAUCUGUGGUCCUGGAUCUUCAGUAUGGUCCUAGAAACACAUCAGUAUCAGUGUCUCCAUCUGCUUCAGUGCUUUUGGGCAGUUCAGUGUCUCUGAGUUGCAGCAGUGAUGCAAACCCAGCAGUGCUGAACUACAUCUGGUACAGAGAGAACGGAGAGCAGAUAGGAACCGGAAACCAUCUCACCAUCAACACCACUGAUUCUACACACAGAGGUUUAUACUACUGUAGAGCUCAAAACCAGCACGGAGAUCACAACUCAUCUGUGGUCCUGGAUCUUCAGUAUGCUCCUCAGAUCUCUUCCUCCUCCAGCUGUAACAGCACUCAGACUUUGAUCAUGUGUUCCUGUGAGGUUCAUGGAAAUCCAUCUCCUACACUGGAGUGGAGACUCUCUGAUCAAACUCCUUCAACCACCAGGGAAGAGUCUGUGAACAACACAACCUCAAGAAGCUUCAUCUCCAUUCAUCAGUCAUUUACAGACAUGCUCACUCUGCAGUGUGUUGGCUCCAAUAACCUGGGCACUGACACACAGAUCUUCUACUUUAAGAAAGUUCCUCAUCCCUCUGGUAAAGUUUUAGGUUCAGGUGUGGAUGUUCCCUCAGUGCUGAUUGGUGCUGCUGUUGGAGCUUCAAUAAUGAUGAUGCUGUGUGGUUUAUUCCUGUGUGUGAGGAACUCAAAUAUGUCUGGACAGAGAAAUGCAGCAGGACUCGUUUUAAAUGAGAGGGUAGUUUGUCAGGAGGAAGAUGAAGAUUCUGUUUAUGCGAACAGAACAGAUUUAUCAGAGUCACUUCAUUACUCCACUGUGGUGUUUCCAAACGGAGAAGGAAGUGAAAUCAGGGGAGUUUCCAAGCUCACUGCUGAAUACGCAACAAUCUACCAAAUCUCUGAGGGAGAAACUGGAGAAACAGCAACCGACCAAGUCCAAGAAGAAAACCUGAUAAAUAUGGACAGCGUAGCGAAGCCAGAGUUGGCCGAAGAGGAGGUAACAUACGGAAACAUCACACGUCAGACAACAAUGGAGUAAACCCAGGUUAAUUUAGAUAAAGAUGAUACUGAUGGUGAAAAAUCUAAAGAAAAUCUGAGUAAACAGAGACAUAAGUAAAAAAUAAAAUUGUUCAGUGUUUAAAACCUGCUCAGAUGAUCAGGCUAAAAACUGAGAGCUAAAUAUUUAUGUUUUUAUUCCUGUAUGUGUGAUAGAUCUAGAUGCUGAGAUGAUAAAUAUCUUUUUACAAUUAUUUUAUAUUUGUCAGAAAAACAAUUGAGAAAAACAGAACUGCUUCAUGUACAAAGUGCUUACAGGAAUUUAUGCUCAUAGUCAAACAAAAAACAAAUAAAAAAUGACAGAGUUAGCCAUUUAAGAUCACCUGUUGCUCCAGUGUUUAUUGUGAGGAAAGUGUCUGGUGUUCAGAGUCGGGUUACGCAGCUGAUGAAGAGGAUUUUCUGAGAUUAUUUAAAUCACCUGCAUGUAGAUCACCUCAGAGAUAUUUUGGAUUAAAAGAAUCUGAGUUUUUCACUAUUUCCUUUAACUCUUCUACCCAGGAGUUUCCUCCUGUUUGGUUGUGUCCAUGUUGAUGACUGAGUGUCUUUGUCAUGUCCCUCUCCACAGUGGUGGUUAAUAUGAAGCUCAUAUGAAAGUAGUCACUCAGGACUUUAAGAAUUUGUAGUGUUUCAUAAGUAUUUGUUUUUUUCCCUAGACUACUAGGGGCAAUAUUUAGUUUUUAUCACACAAAUGUGUCUUCAAAGUAAAUGAUGAUAUCAAACCCAUUGUUCAUGAGCAGAUCAAAUUUGAUCUCCAUCCAGUAAAAUUCUGUGUAGGUUAUCAAACAAACAAGAGACAAACACAGGUCUCACACUGAAGGCCAGCAGAGUCCUGACUCCUGUUAUAUCAGACCUGUGGUGAUAAAAUCAUUCAUUUCUUUAUAGUGAUUGAAAAUAUCCCAUAAGUCCAUUAACAUUCCUCUGACUGAUGCUCCUCAGUGUUUGUGAGUGUAUUUACAGAUAAAACAUAAAGUACAGUGUGAUGGAUUGUGGUUAUAUGAACAUCACACUGCUGCUCACUCCAACCCAAAUCACACAAGAAACUAAAGUUCAAUAUCGGAGUCAUAACUGAGACACGCCCCAGUUUCAGACAAGCUCCGCCCCCUGUGUGUAACUCUCAUGAAGGCCUGAUGUGUGUCCUUUCAGUAUUAAAUCCUCACUGUGUGAUUAACUCUCCUCUGAAUACACUCCAUGGUUUAAAGACUUCAGGAAACUAAAGGUUCCAGACAAUUUCCACAAUAUCCCACACACACUGUGAUGUUUAUUAAUGUGUGUUUUACACUUUAAUAUCUUUGUAAAUCUUCAAACAAACAUCUGUGUUAUAUUUACUGUGUUUAUUAUCAUACAGCUUUAAAUCAAAUCUUUAAAAGGUUGUGAUGAAAUGUCAUGUUUUUUGUAGAAUUCUGCUUGGUAA